CUAGACUAUUAAAAGUUUAUCAGAUAUUACAAAUAGUAUCCGUCGUGUAUACUUUGUAUGAGGCUUACACUUACGCUGCACAACGUUUAAGGAGACGAUGGUGGGUUCGUCCUUUGAACAUUCAGAGAAAUGAGCUGGGGUUUUUUGAAACAAGCCUUUCUCAAAUGAAAAUUUCAGACCAAGAGGAUUUUUUUAAAGCAACGAGGAUGACUGUGGAAAAGUUUAAUACAUUGCUAGUUUUGUUGACGGAAAAACUCCAACGAUAUUCAAGACGAGCGCCAAUCGCACCAGAAACUCGUUUGGGAUUGACCUUGCUGUACUUAUCACAGGGGUGUGGUCCCCAAUUUUUAGCUUGGUCGCAUAAAAUGGGAGCUUCAACAGUCCGGCAAGUCGUUUACGAUACAUGUGAAGCAAUUUGGAGCGAACUACAUGAUAUUUAUGUUGCCAAGCCGAAUGUAAGAGAAUUAAGAAACAUUGCCGACAGGUUUUACGCAAAAACAGGAAUGCCUCAUUGCCUGGGCGCAAUUGACGGCAAACAUGUUAAUAUUGUACGCCCAAUUAACAGUGGCUCUUUGUUUUUUAACUACAAAAAAACAUUUAGCAUAGUCCUACUCGCCACUUGUGAUUCUAACUACACAUUUACUUAUGUGGAUGUGGGAGCACUCGGAAGUCAAAGCGACGGUGGUGUUUUAUCGAAAAGUGCAUUUGGGAAAAUGAUUUUAAGGGCAGAACUUGACAUACCCUCACAAGAUUAUCUUCCAGGAUCUAACAUAAAUUCCCCAUAUUUCUUUGUUGGUGACAGUGCGUUUCCACUAAAACCGAAUUUAAUGCGACCGAAUUUAAUGCGAGUACAUAUUGAAAAUGCAUUCGGCAUUUUAUCAAAGAGAUGGAGGGUUCUACAUAAGCCCAUUCAUGCCGCGCCCAAGAAUGUAGAUAAAAUAAUUUUAGCAACAAUUGUGUUACAUAACUAUCUUAUGCUGGAUAGAGACCCCAACUAUUUUAACGAGAAUUUAGUCGAUCAUGAAGUAAAUGGAAGUUUAAUUCCAGGUACUUGUAGAGACACAGACACUUCAAUGAACUCUGUCAGAAUAGGGCAAACAAAUCGCUCAUCUGAGGAAGCAUUUAACCUUAGGGAAACUAUUGCUAACUAUUUAACUGCAACUAAUAACUGA
Rhagoletis zephyria (snowberry fruit fly) is the source of this 1172-nucleotide messenger RNA. RefSeq lists its product as uncharacterized. The record is from RefSeq and is a predicted model, not a curated record. Lineage: Eukaryota; Metazoa; Arthropoda; Insecta; Diptera; Tephritidae.